Molecule: messenger RNA, 411 nt
Organism: Drosophila novamexicana
Lineage: Eukaryota; Metazoa; Arthropoda; Insecta; Diptera; Drosophilidae
Gene: EAChm
Exons: 1
Coding region: 1-411 (136 amino acids)
Source: RefSeq, a predicted model, not a curated record
AUGCAUAUCGUGUCAGUUGUAACCCUGCUCCUGGGCAGCAUAUUCGCCUACACUCUGGCGGCGCCACAGUUCGUACCCAACUAUUAUCCUGUUAAUAUGGCGGCACUGACUACUGCUCUGUCCCAGUUGGCCCAUCAGCUGGCACAGCAGACAAAUUCGACUGUUCGAGUUGGCAACAAUUCGGUGAUCGUUUCGGGCAUUUCAAACUCCAUUGCGAAUGCAAAUGCUGAUCCACAUAGGCACCAGGGUGUGAAUCCUGGCUGGAAUCCUGGCUGGUAUCCUGGCUGGAACGGUGUGUGGCGCGGAGUUCCCGAGUAUGAUAAUCUGCCUGAAGAGUUUGAUUUAGAAGGAAGCGAUGAAGAUUACCAGGGUAUUGUCGAGGAGGAGGAGCCAAUUGGGGAAGAAGAGUAA